GAUCAGUGUAUCUCUCUGGAAUCCUUUCCUUCUCUAUAUAUAUCUGCACCCGCGCACAGACAGCUCCAGACGCCUGAUCGGAAAGCAACGUUUCCCCAAUUCGACGCGUCGAAGGACCAUUACAAGUCAGAGACGAGCAUACUGCAUAUAGGCAUUCGGCUAGCUUGGCCACAGACUUGCUCGCUUGUGUAGCGUUCCAUCGAUCCAUCGGUUGGUUGAUCAUGGAGUGGAGGGACAGCUUCUUGGACUUGGUGCUGAUCCCGCUCAGCUUGCUCCUGCCCAUGGCGUACCACGUCUGGCUCUGGCGCGAGCUCCGCCUCCGCCCGCUGCGCACCGCCGUCGGUAUCAACUCCGCCACCCGCCGCCUCUGGGCCAUUGGCAUGAUGAAGGACAGCGCGAAGAACGCGGUGACGGUGGUGCAGUCGGUGCGGAACGUGAUCAUGGGGUCGACGCUGAUGGCGACGACGGCGAUCCUCUUCUGCACGGGCAUCGCGGCGGUGCUGAGCAGCACCUACACCAUCAAGAAGCCGCUCAGCGACACCGUCUUCGGCGCGCACGGCGAGUACAUGAUGGCGCUCAAGUACGUCGCGCUGCUGCUCCUCUUCCUCUUCUCCUUCCUCUGCCACUCCCUCGCCAUCUGCUUCCUCAACCAGGCCAGCUUCCUCAUCAACACCUCCGCCUCCCUCUUCGCCGCAGACGCCGAGUCCGGCAGCCUCGGCCUGCCGUCCACCAGGGACUACAUCAACGAGAUCCUGGAGCGCGGGUUCACCCUCAACUUCGUCGGCAACCGGCUGUUCUACGCCGGGGUGCCCCUCCUCCUCUGGAUCUUCGGCCCGCUCCUGGCCUUCGUGUCCUCCACGGUCAUGAUCCCGAUACUCUACAACCUCGACACCGUGAAUCUCAAAGGAGACAGCGGCUGCGUCAAUGGGAAAUCUGCAGAGAUGAUGAACGGGAGCGAGUGCAUGCAUGUCUCAAUCUGAUCAAACAAGCGAUCGAAGCUAGUAAGCUGCAGUUGUUCUGAACAAUUCGAUCACAAGUGGUUUCUUAUUUCUCUCGAUGCUUAAUCAUGUGUCAAAAAUGUGCCUAUAUAUGAUUCAGUAGACUACUGCCACAUUGGUGCAAUGCAUGCAUACACGCGAGUCAUACUACAGUGUGUGCGGGCUUUUCUUGUCAGAAGACAGCAACUGGCGAGCACGUAGAUUGGUAGUGCAUGUCGUCCUACCUAUCUUAGCUGAUGUACUAGGAAAACCUACCGUUGCAUGGAUGACAUGGAACCCAUGCAUGCAGUUGCUGCUGGUUAAUUUCAUUGUGAGUGCUGCUGGUUCUUGACAA
Phragmites australis (common reed) is the source of this 1332-nucleotide messenger RNA. RefSeq lists its product as uncharacterized. The record is from RefSeq and is a predicted model, not a curated record. Bases 222 to 980 code for a protein of 252 amino acids. NCBI's taxonomy places the organism in Eukaryota, Viridiplantae, Streptophyta, Magnoliopsida, Poales, Poaceae. The transcript is spliced from 2 exons.